Messenger RNA from Aspergillus ochraceoroseus IBT 24754, 428 nucleotides. RefSeq lists its product as uncharacterized. The coding region runs from base 93 to 344 and encodes 83 amino acids. The record is from RefSeq and is a predicted model, not a curated record. The transcript has a single exon. Lineage: Eukaryota; Fungi; Ascomycota; Eurotiomycetes; Eurotiales; Aspergillaceae.
GAUUGCCCACCUCCCCUCUGAAUAGGCUGGCCUAUCCCUCACCUACUUGCUUCCUUAACGUUCUAAUUGCGCCAGAUAUCAGGUCUCGCACUAUGAUCGAGAUUGUACAUUGUUUCCAGCACAAUUUCUUUGCCAUUUGCAUUUCCGACGUUCGCUCUCCUCUUUUCCCAGCAGCAACUCGGUCUUUUCUCGCAUUAGUUCCAAUCUUGCACCUGUUCUUGACGCUGAUCGUUAACUCCCUUGGCCUUCUUCCCCUCCCCCCUUCCCUUCCUCUCAAACUGCAUAUCUGGCGCCUUUGGAGUCGGUUCGUCCUGUUGGUUUUUUUUUUUUUUUUUUUUUUCUGAACUCAAUCUUCCCCGUUGUAUAAAUUGCCUUAUUUUCCUUUAAUUCUCCCUUUCUUUUGGCCUUUUGUCCUAUUCCCAGCUAUU